Molecule: messenger RNA, 492 nt
Organism: Lindgomyces ingoldianus
Lineage: Eukaryota; Fungi; Ascomycota; Dothideomycetes; Pleosporales; Lindgomycetaceae
Exons: 6
Coding region: 1-492 (163 amino acids)
Source: RefSeq, a predicted model, not a curated record
AUGCCUGUGCAAAGAAGAAGCAAGUUGCUGCUAAGAAAAAGGCAGUUAAGGCAGCUAGAGGUAGUACAACUAAGAAAAAAGGUUAACUUAAAGGACAAUAACUAUAAUCUAGAUAAGGACAUAAAGGUUAAAGAUAGUAAAGCGUUUAACUAUAAGGUUAGCUGUGUUAUUUGCUAUAACAAUCCUAAAUCUCUUAACAACCUGUUUAUAAUCUACAUUGCUAAAGGUGUAAAGAUGCCUAUAAUUCUAGGCAAAACUUUUAAGUUACCUAAUAUCUUAGCCCUACUUUACAUUAUUUUUGUCUAUAAUAAUAGUUACAAAUCUCUGUGCGCAAACUGCGGCAAGAAUGCACUUUUAAUAGGGCCUAUGCUAGCUGUAACUACUUCCCUAAGUGGGAUGUACCCGCCAACUAGUAUACAGGCCCGACUUACAAGGGUAUCCUGCGUAGGCACAUUUAAGCAGAUAAGGAGUAGUUCUAGAUACAAUUACUAG